AUGUCUAUCCUAGGCACUACGUCGAUUCCCUCCAAGGCUGACAGCAAAACCUACAAUCGACCAACCUACGCUUCUUUUGGAAAAGACGGCAUUACAGCGACUGCAAACGCAUAUGGAAAUUUACUUCAAAUGACUCAAUAUUUUGGGAACGAACCAUCUGGAUUCUACUCUGUUGAUCUGAAUGAUGUUCCGGAACCAUAUUUCGUUACACGUCGCAUGGAACAGCUGCAAAAACAUAUUGGCGAUCCUAAUAAAGGAAUGCGACUGGAAGGCUUUGACAUAUCAAAAGCAAUCGACAAAAUGCCAAGAAUGAGCUUCCUUAGCAAUCGUUGGCCAAAUUUUACUUCCAAAACAACACUAGAUCUCGAUGUUGAAGUCCAGUGCUUCAUUUCUCAAAAGGCUCUAUAUCAGUCAUAUACUUUUCCAUCUUGCAAUGGAUCUUUAACAAACAUCCCACGGAUGAUUAUAAAUUCCAAACUACUUAUUCGAAAUCUUGAUUUUUCGAAUAAUAAUAAAUGGAAUAAGCAAAAACCAUUGCACAAUUCCUAUUCGCAUUCAGCGCCUGCAGGAAAACAGUGCAUCAUCAGAAUGCAUAAACUUGGAUCAGAGCGAGACACCAAUAUGGAUAGGACACCACAGAGAGAUGAAAAGGCUCUUAUCUUAGCCAUUUGGCCGUUCAUGAACGACUCGGCUCUAGAUAUUGAACAAGAAGGUGAUACUGCCAAAUAUAUAAUAAAUGCUAAAAGUCAAGAGUUGGGGGACAAGAAUACAACCAUAACGAUAGCCUAUACGCUGCAUUUAGUUUCACUAUCUGAGGCCGAGCACAUACCGCCACCCAACCCCCCGAUGCAAAUUUUACAAAGGAUCAGAAAAAGUUCUGAAACUUUAUUUACAACUCCACUCUUUCUUAACGAUGAGCAUCUUGAUUUUGCAUUAAAAAGAAAUUUAGAACAUAUAAUAUCUGUCUGUAGCAUUCCUAUCGGAGGUAGUGCUGAAGACACCAUAAAGCCAACUGCAAUCACAUGUGGAGAUAUGAGCGGCCAUAGAAAAUCUCUCAUGGAAACUCCAUUCCAUAUCAUUAAAACCGCAGAGUUUUGCCGAAUAGCUAAAGACGAGAACACACGCAAAGAAAUUGGAGCUAAACCCGAAUUCAAACGGAUCAUAAAAAAAUGGGUCGAGAUACUUGAUAAGGAGAACAAGCACGGCGUGUACGCAUUCUCCCGCCCCAGGAAGGAAACUCCAAUACAUUCAUUCUAUUUCCCCGACCAUGCCAUGAUUUGGUGGGCUGCCAGAUCAGUGGAAUACCUCGGUCUUGGCCAAGAGCUCUGGGUUAAAAAAAGCGUACACAUCGCCCGCCACAAACCGCGUAGUAUGAGCUACUUCUCAGAUGAGAUUCGGGCAAACAUUACCAAAAGAUUUACCACAGAGAAUCCUGUCUUAAAAAAACGUAUGAUCGCGAUGUCGCGCAGUCCCAUUGAGACUAGAUUUUUAAUUCGAGAGAAAGAAGCGAUAAUCUUUCCCGCCAUAGAUCUCGGCUUGUUCAAUAAGUCUCUGACACCGUUGCAGUCUAAUGAUUCACAAAAAAUUGAUGUCUGGACGAAUACAGUGGAUUGCCAAGCACAUCACGAAUAUAAUCAAGAUAGUCAAUGGGAUCAUCCACUUCAAUUUGCGCUUGCGAUAAUCAUGUCAUCAACUGGUACCUGCAUUAACUCAAAAUCUACCACGGAGAUGCUUCUCUAUUCAAAGUCAAUCUUACUUAACAGCUCCUCUCCCAAUGGAAUUUUUCCAGGGCAGUUGGGCGAAGACAAGGAGCCUGCUAUCUUUAAGAAAGAUAUUAUGCGGGAUUCUUAUUGGCACGCUACAUUUGAAGUGCCAUACAUUUUAUGGAAAUAUGUGGAAGUUCUAUCAACUAAUGACUUCGUGACUAGUGGCUCUUCGGACAUUUCCGAUGCCGAUGUUUCUACACUGGCCACAGCCACACAACAAGCCGCCUAUGUGACUUCUGCGGAGCUUAACCAAGCGUUAGAGAAAAUGUUUGAGCGUCUGAAUGGUGCAUUUUCCGUGCCUGGGAUGUCUACUGUGAAUGGAAAGAUAGCUAUGAAGAAAAGCGUCGCCUUCAAGAACGUUGACCAUACUAAUAUUGUGGAGCUCCAAGACGAAUGGAUGUACAAUGAGCCGACGUUUUUUAAAUUUGAAUAUAAUUUUCCGAAGGACAAUGACCUGAAAAAAGUCGUCUGGGACGAACAUUUAAGCGGCGCUGGCAAAAUUAUAGCAAAUGUGGCUGCUCAUAUUAAACAAGAUACAGCGACCUCGGUUGAAGAAAAUCAAACUAUGGGCUAUAUUAUCAACGUACCAAGACACCGUUCUAUCAAAAAGUACGACACACUUCCCAUAGAUACCAAUACUGAUAUGUACAAGCACGUUGGCUCCAAACGAACUCCUGAAAAAGCGAAAAAGAGACUUUUGCAUUUUUGCAAAGCAGAUUCAACGACCGCCUUGAUCUGUUAUCUUGCCUCAUCUGAGAGGCCUGAAAUUUCGUCUUUUUUUGAUAGGCACGCAGCAUAUGAUAAAUUUUUCUUCGAAGAUAUCACACCCGGGACGAAUAAAUGGAUAACUGAAUUUCAUCUGUCUUUUUAUCGAAUUGUUGACUAUGGUAUUCAGCCUAAAGUUAGUGGUAUACCUCCAUUAGAGGAAAUCGAGUACCCCAAUCCCCACAUAGGUGACAAGAGGCAAAUCAGCAGAUCUGUCAUCAGUUUCAGAUUCGAUGGCGACUAUUUUGACCGCUACUGGACGUGCCAUUUUUUCGAAUUUAGCUCGAAACAACUGCCUCAGUCAGCUUGGGAGAAACGCAAAGUGAAUAAUCAAUUUAGCGAUAUCUCUAAAGUGAAAGCAAAUCCUUGGCGGCAGCGGCGAAUAUUGGAGCUCAUCUUAGUCAGCAAUAUGAUGCAAGAAAUACUGUGUUACUCACAAGGAAUCGUCGAAGAGAUCAAGAAAAGUAUACAGAAUAGCGCUCAAGGUAGCAACGUUAGUCAACAGGCACAGGCACCGGCACUUUUAGAUACGCUCGACCUUUUUACGAGAGUGAACAAUGAGAAGUUCGUUUCCACCAGCCGCUUAUGGUACAAAUUUCAGCAUAUCCUUCAAAUUGUGGAAAAUGAUAUCCAGGAGAAUUUAGUCAAGAUUGAACUUUGGAAUGAUCGAGAAAGAGCACGAGGACAGGACAAGCCUCGGUGGACUCAGAGCGAUGAACGCGACUACCGACCUAUCAUAUCUAAACUAAAGGCGAAUAAUGAUCAUAUAUACCACGAAUUAAAGAGAUGUCACGUCAACAUGACUUCUUUCAAUGCAUCUCUUUCAAGGAAUUUGGAUAAAAUGCGAGGCGACUUAGAGUUGCGUGGCGCAGAUGAUAUUCGUUUCAUGAGUAGUGCGCCUCCAAGGGAAACGCUAAUCAGCAUGAUCAUUACCGCUAUUGUUGCCUUGUUAGCUACUAUCAUUGCGUUGAUCAAUGCUAAAUUUUUGGAUGCUAAAAUCGUGGGUCCUAUUCUAUAUAAGUCACGAGAAAUAACCUAUUCAACAUUCGAAAUUCUAAAAAAAGAAAUCUCAUCUUGGGAGAAGGCGCGUGAAAACUACCGAACCAAGAAAAAUGUGUUAAAAAUGGAGAAGGAUAAACAAAAAGAGGGCGAGGAGAUAAAAGAAGUAAAGAGAGAGAUUAUUGACGAGCACCCUAGAAAUACUGCUGAGCGAAUAAGAGUUUUGUUAAGACGCGGAAAGAAGACCACUGAGACGAACCCCGUGCCGUAA
Messenger RNA from Trichoderma asperellum CBS 433.97, 3801 nucleotides. Lineage: Eukaryota; Fungi; Ascomycota; Sordariomycetes; Hypocreales; Hypocreaceae. The record is from RefSeq and is a predicted model, not a curated record.